UUUUCCGUAGGGGACCAGAGAGCGUGUAUGUGUUUUUCUUCAAUGACAGGAGUAAUCCGGCUGAGUUUGAGGGUCUGAAGGCAGGAGACACUUGCUGGAGGAGUUUCUCGGCAUACAUCGGCACCAAGCAGAAGCGGACAUUUUCACAGACCAUGUGGUUAGCGGUGCACAAAAACCGGCUCGUUUUGCACCAGCAGGACUGCUGCAGUGGCAGGGCUCACAACGUGUCUCUGUGGAUAUGGAUUUUUUGUUGGUGUGUGACGCUCGUCAGGGGACAAAGCUACCACCCCACCGUGAAUACGCAGUAUGGGAAAUUACGAGGUGCACGGGUUCCUCUGCCCAGCGAGAUCCUGGGACCAGUGGACCAGUACCUUGGCGUGCCAUACGCCGCCCCACCGGUGGGGGAGAAACGCUUCCUUCCCCCUGAGCAACCCUUGUCUUGGUCGGGGAUCAAAAACGCCACUCAUUUCGCGCCGGUGUGCCCGCAAAACAUUCACAACGCCGUUCCAGAGAUCAUGAUGCCAAUCUGGUUCACCUUUAACUUGGAUAUAGUUGCCACUUACAUUCAAGAUCAAAACGAGGAUUGUUUGUAUCUAAACAUCUAUGUUCCAACAGAGGAUGGAACACAUUCCAAAAAACAGGGCGAGGAUUUAUCCGAUAACGACGGUGAUGAAGAUGAAGACAUACGAGAUACCGGAGCCAAGCCUGUGAUGGUGUACAUUCAUGGAGGUUCGUACAUGGAGGGCACCGGAAACAUGAUUGACGGAAGCGCGCUGGCCAGUUACGGGAACGUCAUCGUUAUCACACUCAACUUUCGAGUCGGCGUCCUAGGGUUCCUCAGCACAGGAGACCAGGCUGCUAAGGGAAAUUAUGGGCUUUUGGAUCAGAUCCAGGCUCUACGUUGGAUAAGCGAGAACAUUGGCUAUUUCGGCGGUGAUUCCAAUCGCAUCACUGUUUUUGGAUCAGGAAUUGGUGCCUCUUGUGUGAGCCUUCUGACCCUGUCCCAUCAUUCUGAAGGACUGUUUCAUCGUGCCAUAAUCCAGAGUGGCUCAGCAUUGUCCAGCUGGGCUGUCAACUACCAGCCGGUUAAGUACACAAGGCUGCUGGCAGAGAAAGUGGGCUGUAAUGUGCUGGACACACUAGACAUGGUAGAUUGCCUGAGAAAGAAGAGCGCUCGUGAGCUGGUGGAACAAGACAUCCAGCCAGCAAGAUACCACGUUGCCUUUGGCCCAGUCAUUGACGGCGAUGUCAUUCCCGAUGACCCUGAGAUCCUGAUGGAGCAGGGCGAGUUUCUCAACUAUGACAUUAUGCUGGGUGUUAACCAGGGUGAGGGGCUGCGUUUUGUAGAGAGCGUUGUGGACUCUGAAGAUGGUGUCUCGGGCAAUGAUUUCGACUUCUCGGUCUCUGACUUUGUGGACAGUCUUUAUGGUUACCCAGAGGGAAAGGAUACGCUACGAGAAACCAUUAAGUUCAUGUACACGGACUGGGCGGAUAGAGACAACCCUGAGACACGCCGUAAGACCCUGGUGGCGCUUUUUACUGAUCAUCAGUGGGUGGAGCCCUCGGUGGUGACGGCAGAUCUUCACGCCCGGUAUGGAUCGCCCACGUACUUCUACGCCUUCUACCACCACUGCCAGAGCCUGAUGAAGCCCGCUUGGUCAGAUGCGGCCCACGGAGAUGAGGUGCCCUAUGUCUUUGGCAUUCCCAUGAUUGGCCCGACCGACCUGUUCCCCUGCAACUUCUCCAAAAAUGAUGUCAUGCUCAGUGCUGUUGUCAUGACCUACUGGACAAACUUUGCCAAAACUGGAGAUCCCAACAAACCAGUGCCUCAGGAUACCAAGUUCAUCCAUACUAAAGCCAAUCGCUUCGAAGAGGUAGCCUGGUCCAAAUACAAUCCGCAAGACCAGCUGUACCUGCACAUCGGCCUCAAGCCACGAGUCCGUGAUCACUACCGCGCCACUAAAGUGGCGUUCUGGAAGCACCUGGUCCCUCAUCUGUACAACCUACAUGAUAUGUUCCACUACACCUCCACCACGACCAAAGUGCCACCACCCGAGACGACUCAGAACUCCCUGUCCACCAAACGUCCCAACAGUAAAGCCUGGCCGUUCAACACCAAGCGGCCUCCGAUGUCUCCGGACUACAACAGCGAGAGUGGGAAGGAGCAAUGGAACGGAGAAGAGGAACCAGGCCCUCUGGUGGUGGAGAACCCACGGGAUUACUCCACCGAGCUGAGCGUAACCAUUGCAGUGGGAGCUUCUCUGCUGUUCCUCAAUGUUCUGGCGUUUGCUGCUCUGUACUACCGCAAGGAUAAGCGCCGGCAAGAACAGCACCCGCAACCCAGCCCACCACGAGCCACCACCACCAAUGACGUGAACCGGCACGCCCCUGAAGAAGAGAUCAUGUCCCUGCAGGUGACCCAGACGCACCACGAGUGCGACUCAGGGCCGCCCGGUGACCCGUUACGGCUCGCUUCUCUUCCCGACUACACGCUGACUCUGCGGCGCUCGCCUGACGAUAUCCCACUCAUGACGCCGAACACCAUAACCAUGAUCCCCAACUCGUUGGUGGGCAUGCCCAACCUACAUCCCUACAACACCUUCACGGCUGGCUUCAACUCCACCGGCCUGCCACACUCCCACUCCACCACGCGUGUAUAGCUUUAUGGCGAUCCGACAAAGGGAGGGAUGUGGGGAAAGCCUUUGGUUUUAAUGAAAACGUUGAAGUGAGAGGAAGGGGAUCAGGACGAUGACGGAAACAAAAUGAUUUGAAUAGACUUUUGCAAAAAGCAGUGACACGUUCUUUCCAGAUGUCAAGUUGUGCAAACCUGCCAAAACAGAACUGCUCUCUUUCCUUUGAAAAGGGACGAGGGUUUCAAGCAGUAUUUUUUCUAAUCAUCGUUUUAAAAAAAAACUAAAAAAAAACGCCUUUUUAUGCAGAAUCGGGCGAAUCACUUUUUUCUUGAAUAAAUAACAAAAAAACAAAGGAAAGUGCAUUUUAUUUCCCAUCACAGUCUUUUGUGGGAAACAUGUUUCAAAACAGUGGCCUCUAAGGUGACAUCUGCAUAAUAUUGUUUGCUUUGCUUUUCAAUUUCUUUUCAAUGCCUUAUAAAGAGCUGUUUUUUUUGCCUCUUAAUUUGACGAUCCUUUCCCUGAGAUGUGUUUGUGUGGAACGUAGCGAUCUGACUUGAGUGGUAGGAACCAUGAGACAGACGACAAAUAUGGAAACUGGUGGAUUGAAAUGGUAACUGCAACUCGUUUUCCAGUUGCAUAACCUCACAUGCUUUUUUCUUGGUUCCACUGAAAAUCUUUUGUUUGAAACUGUUUCAUUGGACAAGACUGGAGAUAAAGACUUUUAAAGUUACUGUAAUUGUUUUGUUUAAAGAAAAGUGCAUCUUUUACUACAAAAAUUAGCUAUCGGCUCCUGCGUCAAAUUCCCAUGAAAUGCACACUUACACACAACGCUCAGAGCACUGUUUGACUGGUGUGCGUGUGUGAGAGGUUCUGAGUAUGAAUGGGAAUGAGUUGUGUCUACGUGUGUGUGUGUGUGUGUGUGUGUGUGUGUGUGUGUGUGUGUGUGUGCGUUUGAUUGCCUUUGCCAUGUUUUCUGUUAAAUAUUUGUGUGAUAGGGGUGGGGGGGCUUCU
Molecule: messenger RNA, 3644 nt
Organism: Sinocyclocheilus anshuiensis
Lineage: Eukaryota; Metazoa; Chordata; Actinopteri; Cypriniformes; Cyprinidae
Product: neuroligin-3-like
Exons: 6
Coding region: 153-2660 (835 amino acids)
Cellular component (GO): membrane
Molecular function (GO): neurexin family protein binding
Source: RefSeq, a predicted model, not a curated record